This is a messenger RNA of Entrophospora sp. SA101, 327 nucleotides long. NCBI's taxonomy places the organism in Eukaryota, Fungi, Glomeromycota, Glomeromycetes, Entrophosporales, Entrophosporaceae. The record is from the annotation of a GenBank genome assembly.
AACGAUAAGAGAAAAAUUAGAGAUGACAAACAAGAAUUAGAGUUCACCACCAAUGCAUCAUCAAAGCCAUUACCACAAAGAACAUUCUUUGUCCUUUUGACUUCAAUACACCAUUUUAUAUCUCAAGAAUUAAAGAUUGAAAGUUCUAUCACCGAGAUUAUAGACUUUGCACUGAUGUUCACCACCAAUGCAUCAUCAAAGCCAUUACCACAAAGAACAUUCUUUGUCCUUUUGACUUCAAUACACCAUUUUAUAUCUCAAGAAUUAAAGAUUGAAAGUUCUAUCACCGAGAUUAUAGAUCUAUAUUCGUUUUUAUCUGAGCCAUAG